This is a messenger RNA of Schizosaccharomyces cryophilus OY26, 1116 nucleotides long. RefSeq names its product double-strand siRNA ribonuclease. The coding region runs from base 24 to 926 and encodes 300 amino acids. Lineage: Eukaryota; Fungi; Ascomycota; Schizosaccharomycetes; Schizosaccharomycetales; Schizosaccharomycetaceae. The record is from RefSeq and is a predicted model, not a curated record. Gene Ontology annotation, molecular function: nucleic acid binding; 3'-5'-RNA exonuclease activity. The transcript is spliced from 4 exons. Gene Ontology annotation, biological process: exonucleolytic trimming to generate mature 3'-end of 5.8S rRNA from tricistronic rRNA transcript (SSU-rRNA, 5.8S rRNA, LSU-rRNA).
CAGAAUGUCAACUAGACCAUACCAUGAGUAAAAAGUCACCAUCAACAGUGGAAGAGCUUAGAUUAGCACUGGAAGAGCUUAAUCUGAAUUCUACAGGAAGCAAGGACAAGUUGCGUCGAAGAUAUAAGUUUCGGGAACAGCGUUUACAAGAAAAGAAAAAGCAAGAGCAAUGGAAUCUUUAUUCUUUAGACAACAAAGACAGAACUCCUCUUCGAUAUUUAUUAAUAGUCGAUGUAGAAGCAACAUGUGAGGAAGGAUGUGGAUUUACUUUCGAUAAUGAAAUAAUAGAAUUUCCCUGUCUACUUUACGAUUUGGAGACAAAUGAGAUUAUCGACGAAUUUCAUUCUUAUGUUCAACCAAAUUCGAAUCCUACAUUAUCUGACUAUUGCAAGUCAUUAACUGGGAUACAACAGUCAGUUAUUGACAAAGCACCGUCAUUCCUACAAGUACUCGAAAAUUUAACAGAUUUUUUAAGGCAACAUAGAGCUAUUCUUCAACCACCAAUUGAUGAAAUAAAAAUCCUCAAACCCUCACGAGCAAUUCCUAGGAGUCAGCCAAAAAAUUGGGCUUGGGCAUGUGAUGGCCCAUGGGAUAUGGCAUCAUUCCUUGCAAAGCAGUUCAAAUAUAGUGAUACACACAUCCCAGACUGGAUGAAAGGUCAUUUCGUCGACGUCCGAGCCUAUUUUUCAGAUGUAUACCGUGUUCCAAGAAGAAAUAUUGAAAGAAUGCUGCAACGAUGGAAUCUUCGAUUUGAAGGAAACCAACAUUGUGGCAUAGACGAUUCGAGAAAUGUUGCAAGGAUCAUAAAGAGAAUGAAUAUGGAAGGAGUAAUUUUUGAGUGCAAUCGGUGGUGGCUCAAAUACGAAAAUAAUGGAUGGAUACCCGGUCGCAAAUAUCCACCUUUUCUGUCAAGACGACAGAAAUAGAAUGAAACACUUAAGGAUUUUGUUGGAUUUGCAUUCUUUACAUAUUGCAGUGUACAUCUGAAUUCGUCGUUUGUGAGCGUGCAUGCCCUUCUUUUGCAGAAGUGGGCCAAAGGUUGGGUAUAGCGAUUCUGUAAUUUUUUGGUUAAUAAAGUACAUAAAUAAAUAAUAUACUUACUGUUGAAAUUGAGGG